This is a messenger RNA of Trypanosoma theileri, 573 nucleotides long. Its product is annotated as Tbingi protein. The coding region runs from base 1 to 573 and encodes 190 amino acids. The record is from RefSeq and is a predicted model, not a curated record. The transcript has a single exon. Lineage: Eukaryota; Euglenozoa; Kinetoplastea; Trypanosomatida; Trypanosomatidae.
AUGCGGGGCACAAUACUCAUGCAGGAACACCGCAGUAGUACAUAUGGUCAACAAACACAUGGGUUCAAGAGAGUCGAUGCGCUCUGGAAGAUCAAAUUCCCCCAUGAGCCACCUCCGGACACAACGUUACCCCGUCCCACUUCGACUAAAGCAAAACCCCACCCGUUUGCCGGCAGUAUGUGUAAACGAACAUUUCCGCUUCAAAAUGGAUUAACGGGCCACCUUAGAUACAUGCACAAUGUCACAUGCCCUGUCCCAGAGAGAAAGCGCCCGCGAGCCGACGAACCGAUUCCAGAAGAAUCAGCAUUUCCCUGUGACAAAUGUGAUAUGAUAGCGCGAUCUAAAACAGGUCCCAAAUCCCAUAUUAGAGCAAAACAUCCUGAGAACCCCGCAAAAGACGCACCCAAAGUUCAACUAAUCCCCCAACCUGCCUCACUACGCUGCGAAUUUUGUCUACGAGACUUUGGCAACAUUGGUGGUCUCGCCUGCCACAAAAAGUUUAAACAUCCUCCUGGAACCCCAAUUUUGCCAGCAACAAUGCAAGUAACCUUUCCGCGAAAUAAGAAACGCUAG